Messenger RNA from Closterium sp. Yama58-4, 549 nucleotides. The record is from the annotation of a GenBank genome assembly. Lineage: Eukaryota; Viridiplantae; Streptophyta; Zygnematophyceae; Desmidiales; Closteriaceae.
AUGGCUGCAGCCAAACCUUCCACCGUUCGCGCGAGUCCUCCCUCGUCCCUAGUACGCGUGCUCCUCCUCUUCACCCUACUCCUCGUCGCUCGGCAAGCCUCGGCCGCCAAUCUCCCAUUGGACGGCUGUCAGUGCGGCAAGCUACGGGGCUUGGAGCGAGCGCGAAUCAACGCCGUUAAUUUCCGGCGGUUCGAGCAGAUCGGGUCGUUCAACGGCGCCUUCAACAGCCACGGCGGGCGCCUCGUGCCGCACCAGCACGGCUCGGGCUCCGUCAAUCUCGAGGUCUACCAGGAGGUCGGAAACUACGUGGAAGUGGUGCGGGGCCGCCCGGGAAGCACGCUAGAGGGGUGCUGCGCGGCGUGCGCGGCGUCCCCGCUGUGCCUGCAGUACCACUGGUUCCCCAGCGCGCAGCAGCGCCGCAACGCCAACAGCUGGUACCGCCCGCCCUUCCGCCACCCAUUCUUGAACCGCCGUUCUGCCCGCAUCGCUUCCUUUCCCUGCGUCGUGUUUUUGCUCGCCUCUGCACUGCCCCUCUCCACCCUUUUCUAA